Messenger RNA from Aethalodelphis obliquidens (Pacific white-sided dolphin), 2242 nucleotides. It is a transcript of the gene IKBKG, whose product is annotated as inhibitor of nuclear factor kappa B kinase regulatory subunit gamma. NCBI's taxonomy places the organism in Eukaryota, Metazoa, Chordata, Mammalia, Artiodactyla, Delphinidae. The record is from RefSeq and is a predicted model, not a curated record. Gene Ontology annotation, molecular function: K63-linked polyubiquitin modification-dependent protein binding. The transcript is spliced from 10 exons. Gene Ontology annotation, biological process: positive regulation of canonical NF-kappaB signal transduction. Gene Ontology annotation, cellular component: nucleus; cytoplasm; IkappaB kinase complex. Bases 520 to 1758 code for a protein of 412 amino acids.
AAGGCAGGCUGGGCUGCAAAACCAACAAAAGGGCCUCACUCCUACUCCCUGGGGCUCAUGAAUCAUCAGGCCUUUGGGGGAGUGCCAGAGUCAUCAUGACACAGCAAGAAUCUUAUCGCCCUAAGAGGGGAGGCAGCCCAGAAACACCCUGAGGAGAGGGAGGGCUGAGGUUGCCAGAUCAUGCCGUGCACAGGCCCAUCACUGGGAUGGGACCUGAGCACCGAUCGAGCUCACGGCCCUCGUGGUCCAGGUGGGGAAACCGAGGCCCAGAGAGGCGAGGGAGACGUGCUGAGGACCAUGCAGUGAGCCAAUCUUGCCCGAGGGGGCUCCCAGUCCUGUUUUCUUUCUCUCGCCCCGAUUGCUCUCUCCGUCCACUGUGGGGGGAAAGCGGCUCCGGCCUGGGAGAGGACACAUGCGAUCUGCCAGGCCCCAGGUUCCUCUCCCAAUGCUGGUCUAUGAGGAGAAACUGAGCUCUUUCAUUCCAGAGCUCUCUGGACUGGGACAACCCUGACGUGUUGGAUGAGCAGGCCCCCUUGGAAGAGUCCACUGUGUGAGAUGGUGCAGCCUAGCGGCGGCCCGGCAGGGGACCAGGACGUGCUGGGUGAAGAGUCUUCUCUGGGGAAGCCAGCCAUGCUCCACCUGCCUUCAGAGCAGGCUGCUCCUGAGACCUUCCAGCGCUGUCUGGAGGAGAAUCAAGAGCUCCGAGAUGCCAUCCGCCAGAGCAACCAGAUGCUGCGGGAACGCUGUGAGGAGCUGCAGCGUUUCCAGGGCAGCCAGAGGGAGGAGAAGGCCUUCCUCAUGCAGAAGUUCCAGGAGGCCCGGGACCUGGUGGAGAGGCUGAGCCUGGAGAAGCGGGAGCUGGACCGGCAGAGGGAGCAGGCCCUGCAGGAGGUGGAGCGCCUCAAGACAUGCCAGCAGCAGAUGGCCGAGGACAAGGCCUCAGUGAAAGCCCAGGUGACGUCCUUGCUGGGGGAGCUGCAGGAGAGCCAGAGCCGCUUGGAGGCCGCCACCAAGGAGCGGCAGGCUUUGGAGGGCAGGGUCCGGGCCGCCAGCGAGCAGGCCCGGCAGCUGGAGAACGAGCGCGAGGCGCUGCAGCAGCAGCACAGCGUGCAGGUGGACCAGCUGCGCCUGCAGAACCAGAGCAUGGACGCCGCCCUGCGCAUGGAGCGCCAGGCUGCCUCGGAGGAGAAGAGGAAGCUGGCCCAGCUGCAGGUGGCCUAUCACCAGCUCUUCCAAGAGUAUGACAGCCACAUCAAGAGCAGCAUGGGAUUGCAGCUGGAAGAUCUCAAGCAGCAGCUCAAGCAGGCCGAGGAGGCCCUGGUGGCUAAACAGGAGCUGAUCGACAAACUGAAGGAAGAGGCUGAGCAACACAAGACUGUGAUGGAGACGGUUCCGGUGCUGAAAGCCCAGGCGGAUAUCUACAAGGCGGAUUUCCAGGCUGAGAGGCAGGCCCGGGAGAAGCUGGCUGAGAAGAAGGAGUUCCUGCAGGCGCAGCUGGAGCAGCUGCAGAGGGAGCACAACAGGCUGAAGACCAGCUGUCAGGAGUCGGCCAGGAUCGAGGACAUGAGGAAGCGGCAUGUAGAGGUCUCCCAGGCCCCCUUAGCCCCUGCCCCAGCUCAUCACUCCUUUCACAUGGCCCUGACCAGCCAGAGGAGAAGCCCCCCUGAAGAGCCGCCCAACUUCUGCUGCCCCAAGUGCCAGUAUCAGGCUCCUGACAUGGACACCCUGCAGAUACACGUCAUGGAGUGCAUCGAGUAGGGCUGCCUGCCGACACCCAGCCCAGGACAGUGCAAUCUGUUGCUUUCCUCUCCUGUCUGCCUGGUCCUGAAUUAGGGGCUGGGUGACAGAGGGUGGGCCCCUUCUCUGAGCCCCGAGACCUAGCCGCAGGGCCUUACGUCCCCGUCCGCUGGUUCACCUCUUUUAGGGCACACAGAGCCCCAGAUAGGUGCGAUGCUCUGCUUUUUCUGUUCGUUCUGUCUGCUUGAGUCCGGGGUUCGCUCUUCUUUCACCUGUGCUGGGGAAGCCAAGAGCCCAGGCCAGGGCUCCCAGACAACUGAUUCCCAGGCUGAGACGGGCAGGACCCUUCGUCCCGGCCGCCUGGCACAGUGCGGUGCUGCUCUCAUGGGCCGUGUGCUGUUCCAUUGGCGGCUGCACCACUGUGGAUCGAACUUGUCUGCUGCUAGCGGACGUUUGCGUUGUUACUGGUCUUUUUACUGUCAUAAACAACACCACGCUGAAAAUC